GAGGGGUUUGAGAUUUCGUUUUCCUUCUACCUGCAUCAGUUUAUUUCUUCUACAUAAGAUUAAUCUAUACAAGUUCUUAGUGAAAGUUGGCAAGUAUGCAUGUAUAUUUACUUUUUAUCACUUGAAUUAAAAGUAGUGACUGUUCAGAAUUUGGUCAUCUUCUUUAUCAAAAACAAGUCUGUGAAAAGGGCUGGGACCAUUUUUAUGUGGCAUUUCCUAUUUCUUCACAGAAAAAUAAUUACUCCAGUGUGAGUGACUGAGGGGAAGGAAGGAUUGAACUUCUGUACUUGGCCUAUUGUUGAGUUCAAAUUGCUUUCAUGAUAUGUCGAGUCCAUAUUGGCCCUUCACUUGUGCUUCUGAUGUGGUUUUCACAGUCAAGGGGCUGAUCAGUCUUUUACCCUUCUUGCGGGCUUUAUUUCUUGAUACUAGAUUGCCCAUUUUGUCACUCUCUUUCACUGAAGCAAGAACUAGACCAGGAGAGCUCUCCCUAUUCUUUCCUUUUCACUCUGAUAAACCAGCUCUCUUUUCCCCCUUACACACACACUGAUGGAUAAUGAAGCAGCUGGUGGUGACAAUUCCGAACCCCUCAAGUACAAGACAUGGGCCUUGAGAGUUUCUAUCCACUGUGGAGGCUGCAAGAAGAAAGUAAAGAAAGUCCUUCAAAGUAUUGAAGGGGUUUAUAAGAUAGAGAUAGACUCAAAACAACACAAAGUUAUAGUCACGGCGAAUUUGGAAGCUGAAACCUUGAUCAAGAAGCUGUUAAGGUCGGGGAAACACGCCGAGCUUUGGACAGAAAAUUCUGAGUCAAAAAAAAAUCCGAAGCAAAAAGACUCAAAAGAUGAUGAAAGUGCUACUGAUAUUGAUCAGAAGAAAACUGAGGAAUCUGAAAAUCCACCAAAGGAUAAUGGCACGGGAAAGGAAAACCAAAAGGAAGGCGAGGGCACUUCCGGUGAUGAUCACACAGAGGAACAGGGCGGAACAGCAGCGGUUGCUGCUCAGAGUGGUGGUGGAGGGGGCAGUGCAGGUAAAAAGAAGAAGAAGAAAAAGAAAAAAGGAAAUGCAGGAUCAACAAAUGGUGCUGGUGUCCCUACAGCUGCAAGCAAUGGAUCUCCUCCAGCCACCGGAAUCACAGCCUCACCUGUUGAUCAAAUGAAUCUGAACCCUCCACGUCAACACAUCUUCUCUUAUCCACAGUUUUACUACCCUGCUCCAGAAUAUGGGAUGAGUUACAAUACGACACCACCUACUGCAAGUAUUUCUACUUCAUAUUAUAACUUGCCCAUGCAUUCAUAUACAUACUUGCUCCCAUACUCUUACCCGCCACCUCCACCAUCCGAUCCAAUCCGAGAUGGUAGUCGAUAUGAUGAUUACUAUGGUGGUGAUGAAAGUGGUUGCUCAAUCAUGUGAAACAAUCAUUAGUAUACCAACACGUGCCUUUUGGGUGGGGGGUGGGGAUAUUAUUUAAGAGAUUAUGGUAAUAUAGUGUAACAAUCAGUCGUUUUUCUAUGUCCUAUUGAAACUUUAGGUAUCAGUACAUUCAUGAGGUUGAGGAUGAUAGCUAUGUUAUUUGUGAUAUAGAGUAAUUAUAAAAGAGUUGGUGUUGGAGUCUUGUAGUAUUCAACAAUUAGUCUCAACUUAUUAGGUGCAUUGAUUUCUUUGCCACGUGAUGUUGUUGACCAGUCGACAUGAUUAAAUCCCAAAGCAUAUGGUUAGCAGCUCAGUCAAGUAAGUAUUUUAUAAUUUUACGGAACUACUUAAUCAGUAUUAAGACUUAGAAGUUCAAUAAUCGUAACUGUCAAUAAGGUAUGCAUUUAGUUAGUCAAAAGUGCUCAUAGCGUAGCAAAAUAAGCAUUUGUCUUGCAAGAGGAGGAAAUGUGUCUGCAUUUACUGUUGAUUGUAUGUGAUUUGAACACAGUUUCCAUGUGGUUUGUUCAUUGUCUUGGAUUUCAUCAAAAUGUGCCCACAAACCAUUGAGCUUUUGUUAUGCUAUAUGCUUGUAGACCUAAAAACCUUCUUUUCUCUUCCCUCUCUUGUAUAUAAACAAGUUUUUUUGUUCAUAAAGCUCAAUCACAUGACAGAGUAAAUGACAAAGGAUGGAAAUGAUGAGAUUUUCUCUUUGGGAAAGUGAAAGUGAACUCUUUCAUUGGUUGAUGCCUUUUAUCUUUUAAUGUCUUCAGCUUUAAUGGUUAAGUAUGUAGGUGGGGACAUCCAACUUUAGGUUGAAAGGAAGUUUGUGUGAUCAAUUGAAACAUUCUGCUUUCAAUCUUGAAUGGAAUGUGCUCAAUAAUGGACCCAUCCAUAUACAUGUACUCAUAAGCAAUAGUGGUUUGUGUUGAGAUCUUGAGGAUCUUACUUUGAAGGCACGAGAGGGUGGAAAGGUUGCAUUUUCAUGGUCCACAUAAAGAUGGGUGUGAUGCUAUAUAUAUUUUUGUUAAGAUGUUGCCUUUGUCUUCUUCUCUAUUGACAAUUUACUCAUGGAAAUUUCUAGAGAUUAUGUUAAUUGUGAAAGCUAAAACAAAUUCUAUUUAAAUAGGUACGUUUAUUUAAAUGUGCGAAUUCUGUCUGUAGAAGGUAAAGAUAGGCUCCAAAUCCCUUGAACUUCUGGCAGUUUGAUUAAUAGAGAAUUCCUACCAAAUAAAAAAAAAGGGAUGUAAAGAAAAAGAAAGAAGAAUAAAGGGGGGUUGCUUAUAUGGCUUUUGAGCAUCCACUUGGGACUGGGGCAGUGUUAUAUCUCCUAUCUCUUUGGAAUAUUCACUUUGUGACAUGAGAGAGAGUAUAUUGU
Molecule: messenger RNA, 2782 nt
Organism: Sesamum indicum (sesame)
Lineage: Eukaryota; Viridiplantae; Streptophyta; Magnoliopsida; Lamiales; Pedaliaceae
Source: RefSeq, a predicted model, not a curated record